Molecule: messenger RNA, 1036 nt
Organism: Owenia fusiformis
Lineage: Eukaryota; Metazoa; Annelida; Polychaeta; Sabellida; Oweniidae
Source: the annotation of a GenBank genome assembly
AUCAACACUAUUCCAGAAAGUACCUGGAUACACUUUGCAUGGAUAUACAAUGGACAGUAUAAAUGUGAAAAGUUUGGGAAAGUGUGGAGAAUCAUGCACUACAAAUUCUGCCUGUUUCUCAUUUAAUUUUGAGCUGGGAGCAAAACAAAAGAUGUCUCUAUGUGACCUGGUGUUCUGUUCUUCGGAUGUUAACAAUUCUGCAUUAGCGCCAAACACAACCAUGACCUAUUACAAACAUAUUUCUGAAGAAGCUACUGUAGCAACAUCACCAGCUAUCCCACUGUGUAAUGGCUGUGUGCAUGCUCCCUGCCAAAAUGGUGGUACAUGUACUCCUACUGGGCCUUUUGACUUCACAUGUCAAUGUAUGCAAGGUUUCUCUGGAGCAACAUGUGAGCAAAGAGAUGGGGACUGCGGUGGAGAUCCUACAUACACUGGAGUUCGAAGAAUCCAAACAGAUGAAGGGAGAAUCUUUGAUGCUUACUGUGACCAAGGGUGGACUUAUGUAUUCAACAGGUUUGACGGAAGUGUAGACUUCUACCGCAACUGGGUUGAAUUUCAGCAAGGUUUUGGUAAUGUCAGCCUUGAACACUUCAUCGGACUUGACAACCUUGUCAGUGUCCUGAAGCAAAGGAGUUAUAAAGUUCGAUUUGACUUAACACCAUGGCCAUCUAGCAAUCUUAACCCACCUACUGGAUUUGCUGAGUAUUCCACAUUUAACCUGGCUGAUGAGAGUGAUAAAUACCGUAUUAAUAUCGGUGGGUAUUCUGGAACAGCAGGAGACGCGAUGGCAUCUCAAAAUGGACAGCGAUUCACAACAUACGAUCAAGACAAUGACCCCUAUGGUAGCAAUUGUGCUGUAACAUUUAAAGGGGCGUGGUGGCAUGCAGCUUGUCAUAACUCAAACCUGUUUGCGACAUACGAGCAAGGACCAACUUGUCAUGCAUUUGCUGCAUGUGUUUGCUGGAAGAAUUAUCCAGGUGCUGGCCAUGGGUAUUCAUUCAAUAGGGCAGUAAUGAAGUUACAUCGUGUUUAGAAC